Molecule: messenger RNA, 889 nt
Organism: Alternaria alternata
Lineage: Eukaryota; Fungi; Ascomycota; Dothideomycetes; Pleosporales; Pleosporaceae
Exons: 2
Coding region: 261-788 (175 amino acids)
Source: RefSeq, a predicted model, not a curated record
CUACUAAGUCGCAGUAUGAGAAUAAAAUUGCGUUUUGGAAUAUGCGCAAGAAAAUUACGGAUAGAGAGUGGAAUGCAAUCUUGCCUCGUGUCCAACAAAGAGCGGAUCGAGGUCGACAGACGCAUCUUGUCUUCAACGGCGUUCGCGUCGACCAGAAGCGCAUAGAAAGGGAAUUGGAUCGCCGCCGUUCGGAUUCAAGCAUGCGAGAUAGCUUUCUCCAAGGUAACACAUCCUUAUGGUUGUUGCUACAUGACUAAUUGAUGAUAGCUACGGACCCUACAACGCCACCCGGUUUUGCAAUCCAAUCUCCACCGUGCGCCACCGACGCAAAUGAGGAUGAUCCCAUGUCGAACUCGUGGCUCUCAGCCCUUGACGCCGCCGAUAAUGGCCAUCACGCUUCGAGCCCAGAACCUCAGGCCGCACCUAAAGAUACCGGUACAUCAUUCUUGACGUUUUAUUACUGCGUCCACUGCGGCGAAGGCCCGUACCAUAUCUCCCGCAGCCCAUAUUGCCCUGACUGUUUCCCCCUUAGCGACACGUCGCAGUACAACUCACACGAUCACGAUUCCACUGGAAAGCCAAACACGUUCCAUGAACUUAUAGACCCCAAAUACAAAACUCCAUAUCGUCAGCCCUAUGGACAACGUCGAUAUUGUUCACCACUAGUAUACCUUUGGGUAUGUUGUGCAUGUGGCAGCCACAAUUCGUAUAAGAUAGAUCAAGGUUGCGCAGAAUGUUGCAAUCACUGGCGUUGUAGUCAUUGUAUCCUUUAUGAUACAAACUCUUGAUGGUUAGUAUAGCAAAAGCGAAGAUGACUUCGGUAGACCAAAAGAAUGUGUUAAUAGAUGCUCAAUUUGCAGCGAGCCUGUCAUACUGUCAAAUUAGAAAA